Molecule: messenger RNA, 1966 nt
Organism: Spinacia oleracea (spinach)
Lineage: Eukaryota; Viridiplantae; Streptophyta; Magnoliopsida; Caryophyllales; Amaranthaceae
Product: mitochondrial import inner membrane translocase subunit TIM44-2
Exons: 14
Coding region: 278-1732 (484 amino acids)
Biological process (GO): protein import into mitochondrial matrix
Cellular component (GO): mitochondrial inner membrane
Molecular function (GO): protein-folding chaperone binding
Source: RefSeq, a predicted model, not a curated record
UCUCUGACUUCUCUCACAUAAUAAGAAAGCGAGAGAAAGAAGCUACUGCUCUUUCCAGUUUCCCACUUUUCUUCCCCAUUCUUCUUAGGUAAUUAUGUAAUCUCUCCUCCUUCCUUUCCCCAUUUUUUUUUGAUUUCUGGGGUUUUCGCAAACAUUUUACUUUUGUCCAGUCGCUCCCUACUUGCCGCUCCUUCAAAUUUUGAAUUAGGGUUUUGCACUUGUUCAUUUUUCCCGAAUCUUAAAAUUACGCCAUCACUGCAAUAGGUCUUCUCCAAAAAUGGCGAGCAGAAAACUUGUUCGUGAUUUCUUCUUCUCCAGACAACGCCUUUACCUCCAAUUUUUACCACAUCAGCAGCAAUCGAAUCCGAAGCUAAGGUUGAUGUCUGGAAAUGGGUAUUCGUUGAAUCGUCAAUUUAGUGUGUUUAAUGAGUUUUCCAACAAGAUUAAAGGUGAAGCUACCAGUAAUAAGGAAUUCCAACAAUCAGUUAAGCAGCUGAAAGAGAAAGCAGAGGAGUUGAAAGGAGUAAAAGAAGAUCUGAAAGUCAGAGUAAAGCAGACAACUGAGCAGCUACACAAGCAUGUUGAUGGUGUAUGGACAGAAGCUGAAGAGACUGCAAAGAAGGUUUCCGCAAAUAUGAAAGAGAAGAUAUCAUCUGCAAAAGAGGAGGUUAAAGGGACUCUUGGUUUAGGGAGCCAAGAAUCUUUAGCGUCUAGCAAUAGUACGACAAAUGAAGGUGAUAAUGUUAAAGAUGGGGCCAAACCCUCAUCUGGUGAGGAACACCAGCAAUCUGAGCCUAGGGGUACUGCAGAGACUUUAUUUAGUACUUUUAGGUCAACAUUCGCUUCAUCCUAUCCCAAGAUUUCAUCAGCCUUUCAGAAAUUAAAGGAAGCAAAGGUAGCCGACUUAGCCAAGAAAAGUUAUACUAUAGUGAAGGAAGAAUUGAGUGGAAAGCCAAAUAGAAGGAAAAGAAUGCAGUAUACUGCUUCAUCCUCAACAGGAGAAACAAGUGACAGAACUGAAGUUGCUGUGGUACCAGUGAAGCAGUCCCCAUGGAACAAAAAGUGGGAGUCAGUAAAAGAAAAGAUGCGAGGCAAUCCAAUGUUCAGACGCAUCACUAAGAUGGGUGAACCUGUAGUUACGAAGAGCCAGGAGUUGGCUGAAGAUCUGCAGGAAAGAUGGGAAACUAGUGACAGUCCUGUUGUACAUAAAAUUCAGGAUAUUAACGACAAAGUUUUUGGAGAAAAUGAUUCUGGAAUGUCAUUCAAGGAAAUACGUCGUCGCGAUCCAUCGUUUUCUUUGCCUGAUUUUGUAGCUGAGGUUCAGGAAGUCAUCAAGCCAGUUCUGAAUGCUUACCUUAAGGGGGACUUCAAAGUCUUGGAGAAAUAUUGUAGCUCUGAAGUAGUGGAACGGUGUAAAGCCGAGCAUAAAGUUUUUCAAAGCCAGGAUAUUUUCUUUGAUAAUAAGAUUUUGCAUGUAUCUGAGGUGGAUGUAAGAGAGACUAAAAUGAUGGGGUCUAGUCCCAUUAUUAUUCUUGCAUUCCAAACGCAGCAAGUGUAUUGUGUACGCAAUAGACAAGGUUCGAUAAAGGACGGAAGUCAGGACACCAUCCACACUGUAUAUUAUGCGUGGGCUAUGCAACAAAUGGACCCAGAAGAUAUAAAAGAUGAUGCUAUUUACUCAAUGUGGAGGCUAAGAGAGAUGCAACAAGUUGGUGUCGCCGCUCUUAUUUAGAGUUUCCUCUACUUAUUACGUGAUGAACGUGUGUUGUAUCACUUCUCGGGGUUUUUAGGGAAGUUCUUUUUUAGUAGGCCGAUUUACAUUUUUUUUAGGAAAUCCUCCUAUUAUUUUGAGAAAAAGAAAGGUAUAGGGAAAUGAUUUAGCUGUGAAUUCUUCACUGUCCAAUUAUGUUGAAUUUUAAAAAUAAAAACAAAUUAUACUAUUGAUGGUUUCAUUGUGCUGUAUUGA